ACUCUUUGCAACAUUACCAGUCAGCUGCCAACACCGGCAAGUUCAAUGCUAAAAACAGCUGACAUUUUUAGUUUAUGUAAACAAAGGAUCGAAUUUUCUAUAUUGCUAAAAUUUAAAAAAAUAUUCAAUAGAAUGGUCAAAGUUGAUGUUGAGUACUGUCCGAAAUGCAAUUUCGAGUGGCAAUGCAAAAUGCUACAAAAUUUCCUGCUACAACAACAACCAGAUGCGGAAGUCGUAUGUUCUAAAGGACGUCAGGGGUCAUUUGAAGUAAAAAUAGAUGAUACUUUGGUACAUUCCAAAUUGCAGUCGUUUGCAUUUCCUGAUCACGAAAGUGUUUUGGAAAAUGUACGACGUGUAGAAAAGGGUCUACCAAUAGAAAAGGUUAAAGAGCAACCAAUUGACAAUUGUAUGUUGAUGUGAUAGCAGAAAUGCAAUCGACGCAGUGACUUGAAAACUCCUGAGUACGCUGUAAUUUUCCAAUCCCAUACAUUUAAAAUUAUAAAUGAGCAAAGCUAGCAUACCUUGGCAUAUGAAACAUAAAUAGAAGCACUGCGAUGGGCAAAACGAUACAAGUUGAUGUGGAACAUUGGUGAGCGCUACAUUAGAUCUUUUUGAAUUUGUGGUUCAUCAUACAAUUUGCGUUUAGUGGCUUAUGUGCAGCGCAUGCGCGGCAGUGUAGAUCACUACAGAAAUACAUAAUGAA
This is a messenger RNA of Bactrocera dorsalis (oriental fruit fly), 703 nucleotides long. Its product is annotated as migration and invasion enhancer 1. Bases 46 to 420 code for a protein of 124 amino acids. The record is from RefSeq and is a predicted model, not a curated record. Gene Ontology annotation, biological process: positive regulation of filopodium assembly; negative regulation of apoptotic process. The transcript has 3 exons. NCBI's taxonomy places the organism in Eukaryota, Metazoa, Arthropoda, Insecta, Diptera, Tephritidae.